Molecule: messenger RNA, 1191 nt
Organism: Hippopotamus amphibius kiboko
Lineage: Eukaryota; Metazoa; Chordata; Mammalia; Artiodactyla; Hippopotamidae
Product: protein yippee-like 5
Exons: 1
Coding region: 113-478 (121 amino acids)
Source: RefSeq, a predicted model, not a curated record
AAACCUGGAGACUCUGGUGGCCGAGGGGCUUCAUCUCAGCUGGGGAGCGAAGAGCUGCCGGCGGCCGCGGAUCUCACAGCCGCUCGGGGUUUUUAGAACUUCAGCUAUAAAAAUGGGCAGGAUUUUCCUUGAUCAUAUCGGUGGUACCCGUCUGUUUUCCUGUGCAAACUGUGAUACGAUCCUGACCAACCGCUCAGAACUCAUCUCCACUCGAUUCACUGGCGCCACUGGCAGAGCAUUUCUUUUUAACAAGGUAGUUAACCUGCAGUACAGUGAAGUUCAAGACCGGGUCAUGCUCACUGGCCGCCACAUGGUUCGAGAUGUGAGCUGCAAAAACUGCAAUAGCAAACUGGGAUGGAUCUAUGAGUUUGCCACUGAAGACAGCCAGCGUUAUAAGGAAGGCCGUGUGAUCCUAGAACGUGCUCUAGUUCGAGAAAGUGAGGGCUUUGAGGAGCAUGUACCAUCUGAUAUCUCUUGAAGAAAAAAGAGAUAAAUCCAUCUUUUCCCAGGUCUUCUUCACUGAAAACAAAAAUCUACUUACAUACACUGUCACCUUAGCAUCAGAGUCGGAUACAUGAACUGUGGAACAAGAGGUUGUGAGAAUCUAUGAUGGAACCUUUCUUUUUCUUUCUUUUUUUUUUAUUUUCUAUUUUCCAUCCAACAGCAGUGUGUAGAGAGAAUAUUAUGCAGAUGCCGUUAAUUUUUUUUCCCUAUGUUUACAUCUUGAGGCAGAAUAGUCUAUCUGCAGCUACAUGGUGGGCUAUGUGAGGAAAAAAAUCUGGGCUGUUAGAGUGAAAAAGUGUUUUAUGUAAAUUUUGAAAGGAAAAUGUGUCAAGAGCAUGGUUUUUAAAUUUAUUUGGGCUUCAUUUUAAACCUUUUUUUUUUUUUUACACCCAGUUAUUUCACUUGAUUUGCUAGCUUCAGAGAAGAGAUCCGAAUUUGUGACCAGCGCUAAAGGUUCAGUGUUAGUAUGGCUUGUGCUGGCCAUUGUGCCAUAUCCUUGUUGGAGAUGAACCGUAGCAUCAGAGCCCAUUCUUCCUUGUCAGUCUUGACCCAAAGAUGUCACCAUUCCUAGUUAUUUGUCACCACAUAAUUGGUGUUGAUUGGAAACUUUUCCUGAUAUGGGGCGGAACUGCUUGGUUGUCUUUUCCAUGUAACUUAAGCAUAGUAAUAUAAAUAAAGUAAUAGUUG